AAAGAAACAACGGAAAUUACUGUCAAUUCGAAUGAAAACUUUUAAAUUUCGAGUAACCAUCGGGGUGUACACAUCUGGUUAAUAAAAUUUUAAUAUUUAACGGUUAAAUAAUUAAUUACAAAAUAUUUUUUCACGUUUUAUAUUUUUAACUUGAUUCAAUUUAAUGAAAUUUUUUUGAAAAAAUGGCUGAUUUGUUUACUCCGAAACGAGAUUUAAUUGAUACUUCAUUACAAAACACACCAUUGCCGCAAGCUACUUCGACUGUUGAAAAAAGUAAAUUUCGUCCUUCUAAAGCGUGUAAUCUUUUAAAAUACAAUGAAAUGGAUAAAAUCCCAUCAAAUCGUUUUUCAUCUGGUUCAACAUCAAGUCAACAAAGUGCAGCAAAUUCAUCGCUGGGAAUAUUACAAGUUGAACAUUUAGAAGAUAUUGGACAUUGCGUGCAAGAAGAUAAUGCAAAAAAUGAUCCAUUUAAAAAACCAUUACCUAAAUUAUCAAUAAAUGCAAAUUUAGAAGCACAGCGACAUUUGGCUCUACGUGCUUUAGAACGUUCAAGUAUGGGUUCAAAAAAUUUAGUAAAAACAUCUAAACAGCAGGAUGCAUCUAUUAACUUACCAUCAUAUUUAUUACAAGCAAACUCUCUUCAAAAUACCCCAAUUCGUAAAAAUACCAAUAUCGAUGGAGGUGUAACCAUGGAGAGUGAUAUAACAGGUUCACUCUGCGCAUCAUUAACGAGUGAAUCAAAUGAAUUUAGUGAUAGCCAAACAGACAAGAUAUCGUUUGCCGAAAAGGAUUUUUCAGCUCGAUCAUCUUUAGCUACGAAUCGUUCUGAAUCAAGACAGGAACUUGAAAAAAUGGAAACUUUUCAAGAACAAAUAAAAGAAAUGAAGAAACAAAUCCAAAUGUUAACUGAAAGUUACAUUAAAUCUCAACCAGAGUUAAACAACGAUGAUGAAGAUGAAAGUAAUUUAAAUGCUAAUUCAUUCGAUACAGAGGAUUUAAGCUUUGUUCCUGCUGAACUUGCACAAGAAAAACUAAAACGAGAUGAAGUAUCUUGGAUGCGAGAAAGAGGUUUACCAGUACCUACUGUUGAUAUAUCACGAAUAUCUGCAGAAUUUAGUGAAUUUGCACGACAACAGCGAGAAAAAUCAAUUGGCGAAUUUUUUUCAGAAAAAUGCCCACGGCUAUCUGAAAUUCAAAUGGUAGAAGAUGUAACUAUUGAUAAAUCUCCGAAAAGAUUAAUAGAUUCGUUUGAAAGUACCGGGUUAGAGAAUACAGUUGUCUCAGAAAAAUCUUCAUUGGCAACUUCUGAAAAUGCUAGUAUUAAAGCUGAAAGCACAGCAGCCAGCGUUUUAAGUUUAACAUCAAUCGCUAGAACUUUAGAAGAAAUGUCAAAUGAAUCUCCAGGCAAAAUUAUCAACAUGAUGAAACAAAAAUGUAAAAAAGUUGAAAACGCAACUUAUACCAAACAAAAACAUUUACAAUUUUCAACUUCAAAUAAAGAAAACAACGAAUCGUCGCUAUCUAAAACAGCUCAAAUUAUGCAUAAUAAUUCUACGCAAGUGUUAAAAGAUUCUUCAAACGUUUCACAAAAAUUACAUAAAUUUCAUUCAUCAACAAAAACCGAUUUACCAAGUUGUGUUACACCAAAAUCUGUGACACCUGAUCUAAAUACAGAAUAUUCUCCAAGGUCUGGGGAUUAUAUAUCACGUACACUAAGUGAGUUAAAUUUGUCUGAUUUAAGUGAAGAAUCGACUAUAACAAAAGAUUUCGAUGUAAAUUCAUGGUUAAUUGUAAAGGCAGAUCCAUUAAAAAUUUGUACACAGAUUUUAACACAAGCAAAACUAGAAUUGUUAUCAAAAUGUAAUCGAUGGAUUCUAGUUGAAGUGAAUUUUAAAGAAAUUCAAUUAAAAAAUGGACCAGCAAUUGAAUCAUCUGAAGGAAUAUUAUCGUAUAAUAUUCCAGGUACAACAAUUCUAGUUGAACCCGAUAAAAAAGUUAAUUUUGAAUUUGAGAUAACAACUUUGAUAUCAGCCGAUAUAAAUUUUAUAAUGAAUUUAACGUUAAUCGAUAUGGUGACAAAAGACUCAUGUAAUAUGCGGUAUGCAUUACAUAUUAUUUCAAUAUCACCAAAAAUAUCGUUAAGUGUUGAAGAUGAAGUUGAUUUCGAGUUGAUUGGAGAAAAAAGUAAUAAAGAAAUGAUUGCCCAGAUAAGCAACGAUAGUGAUGUUGAAAUUCCAAUCAUUUUAUCCAUUGAACAAGAGUUUGUCGUGUUUUUCUUAACAAAUAUCGAUGAUACCGAUUAUAAAUGGAAAUUAAAUUUAAUAUUAAGACCACAUGAAAAACGUGAUUUUAAGAUGGUUAUGAUAGGUCCCGAAAUAAAUGAUGUUAAUCGAUUGUUUCAUGAAUUUAAAUGUAAAUUUUUUGUAAAUGUUGGAACACGUAAUUCAUAUAGACUUUUAAAGGAAGUGGAGAUUUUUGGUCGAGUUGGUGUCAUGAAUUUAGAAUUUAUGAACACAAAUGAAAAUCAACCCAUCAAAAUUUAUCCAUCAGGCACACAACUAUUAACUGUUAAAAACAUUGGAGUUAUUAAAAUGCAAUUAAAUGUAUCACUUUUAAAUGAAAUGUUUAAAGAUUGUCAUGAAAAUAUAUUUCAUAUUGAACCAUUAAAAUUUAUUUUAUUGCCUGGUCAAGAGGAGAAUUUAAGCAUUUCAUUUAAUCGAAAACCUGUGGUUGUAUCGAGAAUUUUACUACUAAAGGAAAAAUAUGGAAGGUCAUUCAAAUAUCCCUUACAGGGAUUAACAACACAGGAAAAAACAAAUCGUUCAAAAUCACCAUCAAACCGUUCAAAAUCUCCAUUAUGGUGUUUUCGCUCACAAUCUUCACCAUCUGAAAUGCAUGUUCGAUGCAGUAGUGCAACAUCAGAUGAUUCGAAUCGUUCAGCCAGUGCGGCUAGUUCAGUUUCAUCCACAAACGAAAUGAAAAGACAAUUAACUUACAAUAAAAAUGAAAAAUUACCAAUAGAAGCAACUAAAAUUGAAAUGAUUUGGGGUUGUUGCAAAGUUGGCAAAUCUACUUCUAAUGAAAUUGUUAUACGUAACCGUUCAAAUAACCGUUUUAAAUUUAUUGCUGAAAUUAAAGAAUCAGCAUUUAAAUUUCAAAAUAAUGCAGAAAGUACACAAAAUAUGAAUGUAGUACUACAAGGCAAUGAAUCACGCACCUUAACCGUUAUAUUUACUCCAAAUCGUGUAGGGGCUAUCAGAGGAACUAUUCAAUUUAGUUCGUCAGUUGGAAGCCAAACAAAAAAUGUUCGAUUAUAUGGUUAUGGAGGCCAUACCAAAAUUGAUUUAAUGGGAGUUUCAAAAGAUACUUCAGAUCGUAUUUGGUUUAUGCUGGGAUAUUAUGAUACAGAAAAUAGUGUAAUGGAAUCUAGUUUUCUAGUUCGUAAUACGGGUGUUACACCUGGUUUUAUUUAUUUAAAACCAACGCACACUUCAUUAUUAUCUACAGACGAUCCUGAUUUAAAUAUAUCACCAAAAAAUUUAGUGAUUUUACCAGGAGAAACAAAAAAAAUUUAUAUUAGUUUUGAUCCGAGGCGGAAUUUUAAAAAAAUGUUUGAAAACAAAGAUGUUUGUCAAAUUGGGACAGUCAAUAUUUAUUUAGGACCAGAACCAACUAGGUUCAGAAUACGAAAUUUAUUAAAUAGAUUAAAAUUGAAUGGUGAUAAAAGUCAAUUCAAAAAUUUAGAUGAAUGUUUAAAUAUCGAUUAUGAGGAUGAAAAAAUUCCAGCUGAUAUAUCAAUAUGUCGAAAAGAAUCACCAGGUGCAAUUAAUUCUUUGGCAUGCGAUGUUGAAACUCGUAUUUUGAAUGUUGUGGUUGAAAAGAAUUUUGAAAAUUCACGAUUGAUGGCUGCUGAUAUUGAUGAAACCUGUAUAUAUCAAUCGUUAUGUGUUGACCAAACUACAAUUAUGGAAAAUACUUUAAUGCCUUCAACUCAAAAUGUACGGAGAUUUAGUCAUAAUAAAUGUUUUGUUGAGCCUGAAACUUUAAAUUUUGUAAAGCCAUCAAAGGUGCAUAAUACUUUUGUAAUAGUAUCACAACAUUCACGUCCAAUGCAGUAUCAAAUACUAUGUAAAUGUCCUAACUUACAAGUAUGUCCAAUGGAAGGAAUUAUUUCAGCAAGUGGCAGUAGUACAGUCAGUGUUAUACUUGGCACCGAUAGAAGCCAAGUGGUCGCAGGAACAAUUAUGGUGUAUGUUGAAAAUGAAGUAUUCACAAUUAAUGUAAAGAUAAAUUAAGACCAUCAAUAUGAUUGAUUCAAAGUG
Messenger RNA from Chrysoperla carnea, 4322 nucleotides. RefSeq lists its product as uncharacterized. The record is from RefSeq and is a predicted model, not a curated record. The transcript is spliced from 12 exons. The coding region runs from base 183 to 4295 and encodes 1370 amino acids. Lineage: Eukaryota; Metazoa; Arthropoda; Insecta; Neuroptera; Chrysopidae.